Molecule: messenger RNA, 867 nt
Organism: Hydatigera taeniaeformis
Lineage: Eukaryota; Metazoa; Platyhelminthes; Cestoda; Cyclophyllidea; Taeniidae
Source: the annotation of a GenBank genome assembly
AUGGUUCGACGCCCCUUCCUCUACAUUUAUGAAAACGAGAAAGACACUUUAGAGCGUCGAAUUAUCAACCUUAAAGUAGCUCAUCUGGAGUACAGUGCACAGGAGGGUGAAAUUUUCGGUCCAGUGAAAGGGAGUCCAGACAAGUCAAAGGUGGUGGACUCAACCAAGCAUCCGAUGAUAUUUGCUCUCCAAUAUGCGGAUCGCAAAGUCUUCAUGAAGACCGGACCAAAUGCAAGUAAAAAUGAGAUACACGAGUGGUUGUAUGCCAUAGACCCUCUGAUGGCCGGAGAGAUUAAACGAGUAGGCCAGCGUGUUCCACAAGAGGAAAACAGUAUAACGAGAAAGUUGCUUCACUUGCCUCACCCUCCUUCCGCUUUGCCUCGUCUCAUGCCCUUCCACCCUCCCUGUGCCUCCCUCUGUCCUCCUUCUCCUCCUCCUCCUCCUGCUCCUCACUCAGUCCUCUCACUCACUCACGCUCCCACUCCCUCCCUCCCUCCCUCCCUCUCUCUGUUGUCUGAUGUUAAUUGCCUCAUGUUGGCGAUAAAUAAACAUGCACUAACCAGCCUCAUCUUCUGCCUCCCCACUACAUGGCGGUAUCAGUCACUCACUUUGUCUACCCUUCGCCCACCGCUCAACCAACCUCCUGUCUUCACUCACCUGUGCCAAUCCACUGGCAUCACCACAACUGAUGACAGCGUUGAGCUAAACAUCUGCACCUCGCAAUACACUAGAGCAAAGCGGAACGGGUCACUGCCUCGCUUCCCCAUACUGACCAGCCCUAGUGGUUGCCCAGAUGCCUCACCGAGUUGUAAGCAACUCGCGUUCUCACUCGCGUCGUGGCUAGAGAAAGGCAUGAUGGGGACCUGA